UCAUGCUCUCUCUCCUCACUCCCUCCAUCCCUCUCGCCUUUUGAUCACUUUGGUCCCUUGCUCCACUCCCUCUCUCCUACUUACUCCUACACAGCUCUGUCACUCACUCACGCACUCUUACAAGCUCUCCCCGGGCACCGACUCCUCUCUCGGAGAUCCUCGCUAGCUCCGCGUUUUGCCAGGUGGACGCACUCCCCGCAGCCACCAUUUCCACCCCGGAGAGUUCCACGCUGGCAGCGCAGCCCCUUCCCAGGCUGAGCAUCGGGCGGAAAACCCUGGUGGCAGCUGCUGUGGGGGUCAUGCUGGUCCUGGUUCUGGUGGUCCUCAUCCCCGUGCUGGUCAGCUCUGUUGGCACGGGCGGGAUAGAGGACAGCGCGAGCCACUACGAGAUGCUGGGUACCUGCCGCAUGGUUUGCGACCCCUUACCCAGCACGGGCACCUCGGGGCCCGGUGUGCACACGGGCACAGUUUCGGCAACCACGAGCCUACAGGUGGAUGAUGAGGAAGACCUGAGUGAUCACAGCAUCGGCCCGGCGCUGCCUACGUACAGUGCUCACGGCCAACAAGGCAAACCAGGGCGCCCCGGGAAGCCCGGACCCCCGGGACCUCCUGGAGAGCCCGGCCCGCCAGGACCUAAGGGACCGCCAGGAGAUGGCGUGGACAUUGUGCGGACGGGGAUUCUAGGUUUAGGAGGUAAAGGCGCAGUGAGCACCACCACCUACAACACCACCCCUCGGGUGGCAUUUUACGCCGGACUACGAAAUCCCCAAGAAGGUUAUGAUAUACUCCGGUUUGACGACGUGGUGACAAAUAUUGGCGGUAACUAUGACGGCGCAACAGGCAAGUUCACCUGCAAGAUCCCUGGUACCUACUUUUUCAUCUAUAAUGUGCUGAUGAGGGGAGGAGACGGCACCAGCAUGUGGGCUGACCUGAUCAAAAAUGGUCUGGUCAGGGCCAGCGCCAUUGCCCAGGAUCAGGACCAGAGUUACGACUACGCCAGCAACAGCGUCAUACUUCACCUGGAUGCAGGCGACGAGGUCUUCGUAAAACUGGACGGGGGCAAGGCUCACGGCGGCAACAGCAACAAGUACAGCACCUUCUCAGGGUUCAUCCUCUAUGCCGACUGAAGACCAGCCAGGGGCUCAGAGGUGAAAGGUCACAGCCAACAGACGUUCACUUUCUGACUUCCACUUUGCUGUUGCGGAGAGGUUGUUGUUCCCCACAACCUCCGAUCCACAGUCUUCACCAGUGUUGACGAGCCGAGCGUUAAUACGGAGGUUCGGACUGUGGAUUUGGGGUUAUCGGUAACUGUCUACCUCCUCAUUCAUGCAUUCCAUUGUAUGCAGGGUGCCUAAGCUGCUGUUCUGAUGGACGUUUGCCACGUAACCGUGUCAGUCACCGCCAUGUGUCAUGCUGAGGUGCAGGAACGAUUGCGACAGCGCAGGAGCCACACCAUCAAUUUUCAGGCUGUCAUUUCAAAUUCGAGUCCGGGGAAAGCCACACUCGUGGUCGACUGCAGUGUUUGUAGAUUGUGCAGUUUAGAUUUGUGUUGAUGUUUUCAAUGCUGUUCGGGUGAUAGGAUGUCGUGCAUUUGUGACCGAGGGGGAGCCAACACCGAUCAGCCACAACAUUACAACCACUGACGGGGGGGAAGUAAAUAACAUUAAGCAUGUUGUGACAAUUUAACGCUCUGCUGGGAAACUUUCGGACCUGGCAUUCAUUCAUGUUGAUG
Messenger RNA from Mugil cephalus (flathead mullet), 1732 nucleotides. Its product is annotated as C1q-related factor-like. Lineage: Eukaryota; Metazoa; Chordata; Actinopteri; Mugiliformes; Mugilidae. The transcript is spliced from 2 exons. The record is from RefSeq and is a predicted model, not a curated record. Gene Ontology annotation, molecular function: protein binding. The coding region runs from base 300 to 1127 and encodes 275 amino acids.